AUGAUUUCAGGUCUUUCUUCCCCUCUCGCCUCGCUGACGGCUAUCAAUGCUAUCGUGUUUGGCGUACAUGGCUCAGUUUGCCGGGAGUUCUCGAACCCGGAUUCCCUUCGAGCGCAUUUCUUCGCCGGUGCUGCCGCUGGCAUGUUGCAGAGUAUCAUCGCCGCUCCAUCAGAGCGAUUGAAGCUGCUGAUCCAGAUCCAGACGGAUGCGGCUCACACGCGGUACCAAUCACCUCUGCAUGCAGCUCGAACAAUUAUCGCCAAGCACGGCUAUAUGAGCCUCAACAGAGGGUUCUUGGCGACGUUACUCCGUGACUGCCCUGCCUUUGGCAUCUAUUUUGCCUCAUACGAAUACAUGUCACGAAGGAUGAGCAAAGACGGUCAAAUGGAGUCACUCACUGGUCCACAGCUCCUUCUAGCCGGAGGUGGUGCCGGUAUGUUGUCAUGGUUGUUCAACUAUCCAACGGAUGUUGUCAAGACUCGGUUCCAAACCACUAAAUAUCGUAAUUACAUGCAUUGUAUACGAAGUACAUAUCGAGAAGGCGGAUUACGGGUCUUCUUCACUGGUCUCGGCUCCACGUUAUUACGGGCCUUCCCUUCAAAUGCUGCUACCUUCUUCACAGUUGAAUGGACGUAUCGUCUGCUGCUCGAUUUCAACAUACUCGGCGUUGGAACACCUGCUGAACACCAUCUGCAGGUAGAUGAGCACACCAUUGCAGAACGAUUACGUCGAAUUUUGCCCUUGGCAUGCUUGCAAUCGGUCUAUGCGAGUGACGUGGUCGCUGGUGCUAGUAAUGGUUCACAGCAGAUUCUACUUUUGCUUGAUUAA
Molecule: messenger RNA, 828 nt
Organism: Cooperia oncophora
Lineage: Eukaryota; Metazoa; Nematoda; Chromadorea; Rhabditida; Trichostrongylidae
Source: the annotation of a GenBank genome assembly